AAAGGAGACUGAUGUAAUCAAUAUUCAAUUGAAAAAACAUGUAUCACGUAUUGAGAAACUUGAGAAAGUUUAUAAUGUAUUAAAGAAGCAUAAAAAAGCUUUUACAGAUGCUAAUAUCCAUAACUACGAAAUUGUUCUUGGCGUCGAUAUUUCUACAAUUAAGACCGACCCAACAGCUCAUACAAGAUUUGUUCGGGAAAUUGUACGACGAGCUGGACUUGCAUUGCAUACGGAUCAAAUAUUUACAAACAAAGAUCACGUUAACGACAUAAAAGCCAUGAUGCUUCAACAUGACCAUCUACUAGUUGAAAAAGAAAACAUGGAUGAUGCUUAUAGAAAGAUACAAGGAUCAUUGAGACAAUUAAAGCGAGAUGAAGAAAAGAAACGACGAGUAUUAGCAUCAUUGGUAGCAGCAAAGAACAACGAUCGUACGGCUGAUGAUGAUGACAAAGAAAAAAAUGAACAGCAACAAACAAUCGCUAAAGAUGAAACAAAUAAAGAACCAAUAGCUAAUGACGGUGUAACGAGUCACCCAACAACUAAAUUUGGUGGAAGCUAG
Didymodactylos carnosus is the source of this 559-nucleotide messenger RNA. Lineage: Eukaryota; Metazoa; Rotifera; Eurotatoria; Philodinida; Philodinidae. The record is from the annotation of a GenBank genome assembly.